Molecule: messenger RNA, 991 nt
Organism: Zootoca vivipara (common lizard)
Lineage: Eukaryota; Metazoa; Chordata; Lepidosauria; Squamata; Lacertidae
Gene: NME4
Product: NME/NM23 nucleoside diphosphate kinase 4
Biological process (GO): CTP biosynthetic process; UTP biosynthetic process; GTP biosynthetic process
Molecular function (GO): nucleoside diphosphate kinase activity
Source: RefSeq, a predicted model, not a curated record
GCGGGGCGAGCCGCCAUGGGCUUCCUGCAGCGCUGCGUGGGCCGGAGCUGCCGCCUGUUGCUGCCGUCGGGGCAGCGGGGCGCGGGCAGCCUCGGGGCGUUGGGGGCUCUGCCCUGCGAUCGCCUCCCCGGGGGGCGGCUGUACAGCGCGGGUGUCCCUGGGCUGCAGGAACGCACACUGAUAGCCGUGAAGCCAGAUGGGGUGCAGAGGAGGCUGGUGGGGGAUGUGAUCAAACGCUUUGAGAAACGCGGGUUCAAGCUUGUGGGCCUCAAGUUGCUCCAGGCUAAUGAAGGCAUCCUGGCAGAACACUACCAUGAACUGCGCCGAAAGCCAUUCUAUCACGAGCUGAUCAAGUACAUGACCUCGGGGCCUGUGGUUGCCAUGCUGUUAGCAGGAAUGUCAGAACCACUGGUCUUUGCCCUUUUUUUCUAUGGUGUCCUGCUUCAGGUCUGGGAAGGCUACAACGUUGUCAAAACCUCCAGGGCUAUGGUGGGGGAGACAAAUCCCACGGAAGCCAAGGCAGGCACCAUCCGGGGAGACUUCAGCGUCCAUGUCAGCAGGAACGUUGUCCACGCCAGCGACUCCCUGGAGACGGCCCAGAGAGAGAUCAGCCUUUGGUUUCGCAGCAAUGAGCUGAUAGACUGGGAUUGUUGCGAUCAGAAAAUCCUGUAUGAACACUGAGAGCCUGGCUUGGUCCACACCCCAGCACGGGGCCUACUACCUCUGCCCAUUGACUGCCUUUCUGAAGCGAUCCACGUUCCAGCCUGUGUGCCACAGGCUUUGAUGGUGUGUGUUUGGAGGAGGGUGGGAUUCUUGCACUUCAACCACUUUGGCUUUCCUCGGGAGGGAGGGAAGGAGCAGGCACCCCUUUGCACAGGCCACACCUUGCUCUCUGCCUCGUGCACCACAGUGCUACUUGAUUGGACAGAUUUACAUCCGUGGCAGACAAGUCAUGGAAUACGGGUCUUGCAUUAAAAAAAAACCCAAACUA